Molecule: messenger RNA, 2150 nt
Organism: Paramecium pentaurelia
Lineage: Eukaryota; Ciliophora; Oligohymenophorea; Peniculida; Parameciidae
Source: the annotation of a GenBank genome assembly
AUGAAAACAUAAUUCACUCAUAUACCUUUAUUUCUCAAAGACAAGGAUAUCACAGAUAAUGACUAAACUCUUAUCUUACGCAAUAAGAAUAUCAAUACAUGGCCAAAUGAAAUUCCAACUAAAUUACUUAUUCUUGAUUUAAGUGGAAAUAGAUUUCAGACUAUCCCAAAUCAAGUCAAUUUAAUUUAACACCUUUAAAAACUCAUAUUACGAGAUAAUUCAAUUGAUACUAUUGAAACACCUCUAAAUCUACCAUAACUUUUUUAUUUAGAUCUUAGUUAUAAUUACAUAAGUAAUUCUCAUUUAACUAUUAAGGAAAGGUGCCUUCCAGCCUAAUUAGGUUGAAUUCCUUGCAUCAUUUAAACUUGAACUCUAAUUUGAUUGAUGAAUUACCUCGUCAACUCUUUGACAUGUAAUUGUUCUUCUUAGGUAUUGCAAAAAAUGCCUUCAUCAUGAUUCCAUAAGAAAUUUGCAAAGUUAUCUAAAAAUUAGAAUAAUUUGAAUUAGAUUGGUUAAAUUAUUGUAAUUUCUCCUAUUUUAUGGAUGAAUAAUAAUGUAAUAAAUUAAUGAUUGUUUUUGCACAUGAUUGCACUUUUUAAUAAUUUUAUGAACAUUUUAUGAAUUCAUAAUUUACAUAUAAUUUAGAUAAGAUAAUAACAAAUCACUCAUUAGGAAUACUCAAAUUAACAUUUGAAUUUUAAAAAGAAGUUUCUAUGAAAAGUUUAAUUUUUGUUGUUUCUUAACCUGGAACUAAAGAGAACAUUAAAUUUAUAAAUUACUUAAUAGAUCUCUUAAAUUAGAAUGAUUCAGAAUUAUUAAAUGUUGUAUAUAUAUUAAGUGCAAGAACAAAUUAAACUUUUAUCAUUUAAAUUAUAUCCAAAUAUUCAAUUAAUUUACAUUACCCUAUCAAAUUUGACUUAAUUUGCAAUCAUAAGAUUUUAAUAUUAAAAGGUUAAACACCUUAUACUACAUUAUUGUAACAUAGUCACAAUAUAGAUGCUAUUAUGGAGUUUUGGGUAUAAAAAGGAUUUAAUCCUAAAAUUAAACAUUAAGGUGAAAACUGUUUACAUAUAGCUGUAAAACAAAAUUCAUAUGAAGGAGUAAAAUGGGCAUUAAAACAUUGCAAUGUUGAUUAAAGUGAUGGUAUUCAUAAAAAUACUCCUUUGCAUAUUCUAUUUCAAAAAUAACAAUCAGUUGAUAUAUUUUAUUUAUUAGAAAAUUAUAGACCUAAUCCAUUUAUUAUUAAUCGCUAUAAUAAAAUACCACGUUAAUAUUAAACUUAGAUGAUAUAAUUAAGAUUUGUCAAAUUAUAUUUAAAAUAUGAGAAAUGUUAUUUAAGAUUUCAUUUCUUAACAUAUAACUCAAAUAAAUUUCAUGGAAUGAUUACUUUAGGAAGUAGAUCUAAUGCUAGAUAAGAAAGUGAAAUCUCAGCUAUUAAUACAACUGACUAGAGCAUAUUAAGUGGAGAAUAAUUACUUGAAUAUUUACUAAGUGAGAUUUUAAAAAUAUUGAGAUCUUCAAAAUAACUUCCAAUAGUUAUUAAUAAGAUUAAUCUACUCAUGAACAAUUCCUAAGAUUUACAAGCUAAGAUGUGCUUAUAAUCUAUAUUGCACCUUUUAGUUUGUAAAGCUAAGUAUGGUUGGAAUUAUAAAUCUACAUAUUUACCUUAGAUCAUAACCUAAAUUAACAUGUUAUUCAAAUAUAAAUUCUAUUUAGAGAAUAGAUUUUGUUUUUCUCAUGAUAUUAAGUAAAUGAUAACUGAAAAUAAAAAACAAAUAAUAAAUCAAAGUAAUAUUGCAUAAAAUAAGAUUGAAUAAGAUCAUCUUAUGAAUUUAUCUUAAAAGCUUAAAUUCAAUAUCUCUAAUGUAAUUGACAAUCAAGUUAAUUCAAGAUUUCAUGAGUAAUAUGUUAUCAAUUAUAUCAAUAUUGCUUAUCUAGGCAAAAAUAUGAAAAUGUCAAGAUAGGAUAAUAUUAACAUUUUAAACCAAUUUGAAGUGUUAUAGAUCAAGGAUAAUUCAACCGAUGAAUUAAUAGAUAUACCAGAAAGUCCACGUAAUACUCUUCUUGAGAAAAUGAAACAUGCUCCUGUUGUGAAUGCUAAAUUCAAAGAUUUUCCUAAUAUAAGAUCAAAGUCCUAGAUAGAAUUGUGA